Apus apus (common swift) is the source of this 1768-nucleotide messenger RNA. It is a transcript of the gene PDGFC, whose product is annotated as platelet derived growth factor C. Gene Ontology annotation, molecular function: platelet-derived growth factor receptor binding; growth factor activity. Gene Ontology annotation, biological process: positive regulation of phosphatidylinositol 3-kinase/protein kinase B signal transduction; positive regulation of ERK1 and ERK2 cascade; positive regulation of cell migration. NCBI's taxonomy places the organism in Eukaryota, Metazoa, Chordata, Aves, Apodiformes, Apodidae. The transcript is spliced from 6 exons. Bases 215 to 1252 code for a protein of 345 amino acids. Gene Ontology annotation, cellular component: membrane. The record is from RefSeq and is a predicted model, not a curated record.
CAAAACCUGGAGACACAGAAAAGGGCUCUAGGAAAAAGUUUUGGAUGGGAUUAUGUGGAAACUACCCUGCAAUUCUCUGCUGCCAGAGCAGGCUCAGUGCUGCCUUCUCCCCAGCGGCGCAGCCCGCGCCGGGCGCUGCUGAGAGACGCCCGGGCCUCGGUGGUGCCGCCCCGCCAGUGCCUGCUGCGCCGGAGCCCCUCGCCCCGCCGGCCCAAUGCUCCUCCUCGGGCUGCUCCUGCUGACAUCUGCCCUGGCCGGCCGGAGGCAGGGGGCCGCCGCCGAGUCCGACCUCAGCAGCAAGUUCGCCUUCUCCGGCGCCAAGGAGCAGAACGGCGUGCAAGAUCCUCAGCAUGAGAAGAUAAUUACUGUGACUUCUAAUGGAAGUAUUCACAGCCCCAAGUUUCCACACACAUACCCACGCAAUACUGUACUAGUGUGGAGAUUAGUAGCAGUAGACGAAAAUGUAUGGAUACAGCUUACUUUUGAUGAAAGAUUUGGGCUCGAGGACCCAGAAGAUGACAUUUGCAAGUAUGACUUUGUAGAAGUUGAAGAGCCUAGUGAUGGCACUGUUUUAGGGCGCUGGUGUGGUUCCAGUAGUGUGCCAAGCAGACAGAUCUCCAAAGGAAACCAGAUCAGAAUAAGAUUUGUGUCUGAUGAAUAUUUUCCUUCUGAACCUGGAUUCUGCAUUCAUUAUACACUUCUUAUGCCACACCACACAGAAGCACCUAGCCCAUCAUUGCUACCCCCAUCAGCUUUACCAUUAGAUGUAUUAAACAAUGCUGUGGCUGGAUUUAGUACUGUGGAAGAACUUAUUCGGUACCUUGAACCAGAUCGGUGGCAACUGGAUUUGGAAGAUUUGUACAGGCCAACGUGGCAACUUCUUGGAAAGGCAUACAUUCAUGGGAGGAAAUCAAGAGUGGUGGAUCUGAACCUCCUAAAGGAGGAGGUGCGGCUGUAUAGUUGUACUCCUCGCAACUUCUCAGUGUUACUGAGGGAGGAGCUGAAGCGAACUGAUACCAUCUUCUGGCCAUUGUGUCUUCUGGUUAAACGGUGUGGUGGAAACUGUGCCUGUUGUCAUCAGAGUUGCAGUGAGUGCCAAUGUGUACCAACAAAAGUCACCAAAAAAUACCAUGAGGUUCUUCAGCUGAAACCAAGGAUUGGCGUCCGGGGAUUGCAUAAAUCAUUGACAGAUGUACCCUUGGAACACCAUGAGGAGUGUGACUGUGUGUGCAAAGGGAAUACUGAAGGAUAAACAUGAUUUAAUCGUGCUGUUUUCUUUCAAAGCACAUUCAAUCAAUGGCUGAUUCUAUUAUGGGGCUUGUGCAUUAUCUCCUUCUCUAAUCUCAGUUGUUUGCUUUGGGGAUCUUCCGUCUUCAAGCUUUACAGUGAGCUCUAGAAAGAGGAGAAGCCAAACUGGGAUUGUAUGUUGUGUGACAGCUCUGUUUGGAGGCCAAGUGAAAGGAUGGGAGAAAGGCAUCAAUGAGGGAUUUAAAAUAUAUUGUUUUUAUCCCCCACAAUUUUCUUGACAAUACAUGGAUUUAUAAUUUAGGAGUAAAAUUAAAGUUAGAAGGCUCACAUCACGGAGACUUGAUCCUGCUGGUUGUCUCAUUUCUACAGCUCCAGUACAUCUGGCCUCUGGUUGAAAACACCUGAAAUCUAUCUUUCUUUGUUGAACUACUCCUAUGUACUCUAAAUCGAGGCAUUCUCUGUUGUAUAGACUUGGGUUAAAGCAGACUGUCUUGUGCCGAAUUAAACUUAAUUUGUCUAA